GAGUUUUGGCUCCCGGGAAAGGUUCCACUCCUCGGGGAUAGAGGGUUGAGUUUUGUAUGCUUCUAUCCAUUCUGCAAGACGCUAAAGGCCCCUCAUCAACCUCUCCUGUGUCCGGGAACACCUCCAUGGUAAUCAUUUUUUUCGUUUAUUUGUCUUGUGGAGCCGGAGCGCCUUGCCAGAAGUGGUCGAUUCAGCAGUGUCCUGAAGCUUUUUUGAUGCUAUAGGAUGACUCCAGCUUGAGCCAUCGCCAAAACAAAAAGUUUUCUACAAACGCAUUUUGAAUAAAAACUUGAAUAAAACAGACGCAACUACAACCAUAUCCUGCUAUUUGAACGACUUCUUCAACGACUAGGAUCACGUUCCAACCAGCUACUGAGAUACAGUAUCCCAACUCUGUAAAUUGUUCAUGUCGUGCCAACGCAGGACGGGCUAGGAGACAGGACUUGUGAACUCAACUGGGGCUUUUCUUUCUUUCUACAAAUUAACUACAACAAACUCUUUUACUCUUAAUUGUCAACCGUCAAGAAGGAAAGAUUGCUCUCCAACAACCACCUUCCUAUUAUUCUAAUUUGGCUGGAGCGGGUUUGUACGAAACUGUUUUAAUGUUUGGAAUUCAGGAUAAUAUACCUAGAGGAGGGACGACUAUGAAAGAGGAACCGCUGGGCAGCGGGAUGAACACGGUCCGGUCGUGGAUGCACACAGCUGGGGUAGUGGAUGCGAACACAGCCGCCCAAAGCGGUGUGGGUUUGGCUCGGGCACACUACGAGAAGCAACCGCCGUCCAACCUCAGAAAAUCCAAUUUUUUCCACUUCGUUCUUGCUCUGUAUGACAGGCAAGGACAGCCCGUUGAGAUCGAAAGGACAGCAUAUGUGGACUUUGUGGAGAAGGAUAAAGAACCAAACAGUGAAAAAACUAAUAAUGGGAUACAUUACAAACUACAGUUAUUGUACAGUAACGGCGUCAGAACAGAACAGGAUCUUUUCGUACGAUUAAUCGAUUCCAUGACGAAACAGGCUAUUAUCUAUGAAGGUCAAGACAAAAACCCAGAGAUGUGUCGAGUGCUCCUCACACACGAGAUCAUGUGCAGUCGGUGUUGUGACAAGAAGAGUUGUGGCAACAGGAACGAGACCCCCUCAGACCCCGUUAUCAUCGACAGAUUUUUCUUGAAAUUCUUCCUCAAGUGCAAUCAGAACUGCUUGAAGAAUGCAGGAAACCCACGAGACAUGCGCAGAUUCCAGGUUGUCGUAUCUACAACGGUCAACGUGGACGGCCAUGUUCUGGCGGUCUCGGACAACAUGUUUGUCCACAACAACUCCAAGCACGGCAGAAGGGCUCGACGUCUAGACCCUUCUGAAGGUACGACCACUCCUUAUCUGGACCAUGCAGCUACCCCGUGUAUAAAAGCCAUCAGCCCCAGCGAAGGAUGGACCACGGGAGGAGCGACGGUCAUCAUCAUAGGCGACAACUUUUUCGACGGCCUCCAAGUUGUGUUCGGGACGAUGCUGGUAUGGAGUGAGCUGAUUACACCCCACGCCAUCAGAGUGCAGACCCCGCCCCGGCACAUCCCGGGGGUUGUCGAAGUAACCCUCUCCUACAAGUCCAAGCAGUUCUGCAAAGGGGCUCCCGGGCGAUUCGUCUACACUGCUUUGAACGAGCCGACCAUUGACUACGGCUUCCAGAGGCUACAGAAGGUUAUUCCCAGACACCCUGGAGACCCAGAGAGGUUACCGAAGGAGGUGCUGUUGAAGAGAGCGGCGGACCUCGUGGAGGCGCUUUAUGGAAUGCCCCACAACAAUCAGGAAAUCAUCUUGAAGCGGGCGGCCGACAUCGCCGAGGCCCUGUACAGCGUCCCGCGCAACCACAACCAGAUUCCGUCGCUGGGCAACACGGCUUCUCACGGCGGCAUGAUGGGGGUGAACUCGUUCGGCAGCCAGCUCGCCGUCAACGUCUCCGAGACGUCACAGGUAGGAUACAGCCGCCAAACCAGCAGCGUGUCCCCCCGUGGCUAUGUCCCCAGCAGCACCCCGCAGCAGUCAAACUACAACACCGUCAGCAACAGCAUGAACGGCUACGGCAACGCCAUGUCCAACUUGGGGGUCCCCAGCUCACCGGGGUUCCUCAACGGCUCCUCUGCCAACUCCCCCUACGGCAGUAAGUAUCAAGUAGUGCCGUCGAGCCCUACCAUGGCAGCCUCUUCGGUCAGCCUCUCUUCAAACUGUAGCGGUACACACGGCAUUUUCUCAUUCUCACCUGCCAAUGUCAUCUCUGCAGUGAAACAAAAGAGCGCCUUUGCCCCUGUUGUAAGGCCCCAAGCUUCUCCACCUCCUUCGUGCACCAGUGCAAAUGGCAAUGGACUUCAAGCAAUGUCCGGCCUUGUUGUCCCUCCUAUGUAAAUUGCACUUCCUCUUCCUGAACAAGCACCAAUCGUCACAAAGGGACUGCAGUGGACUUGUUUAGAACCUCCGGAAGAUUCAGCUUGAGUCUGUGUCAUCAAACAAGAAUAAAAUCAACAAAUAAAUCUGUUAUUCAGAGAGAGAAAAAGACUUUGUUUCAAAGAUUUUAUUCAAACAAAUAUGAAUUGUGACAUGUAAGCAACUUUGUCAUGAACAAUUUAAUUUUAUUGACUGAAUUUCUUGUCAUAUUUUCACAUUUCUCAGUCUUGAAGAAAAAAGGAAGAAAAAUGCCUAUUUUGUAUAAAUGUGUCUGGUUUGAUCUUGGCUAUGUCUAGUUCUUGCUAUGUAUUUGGGAGAAACUUUGUGGAUGCGCCAUUUGAUGAAAAACACUGAUUACGAAGCCUCAGAAUAUGUUUCUCUUUACACAACAAUUGUACAUCUCUAUAAUGUCAAUUCAUGUUUUUAUAUUUUUCUUUUUGUUUAUAAUUUGUGGUAAGAGAAAAGGGGGCCAAGACAAUGUGAACCAUUAAAACUGGAAAUAAUAUGAAUUAUAUGAUUUUAAAAACAACAUUAACAUGAAGAAGUAAAUAAGAAAACUCUUGGGGGAGGGGCUGGCAGAGGAGAUUAAAUCAUGCUUACUUCAUCUAAAAAAUGAACUUUGUAACUUAUUGUAGGUAGAAAUUGUAACUUUGAUAUUGCAAAAAUUCUUCUCUUGCCUUCAACAAGCACACUAACAGAGAUGAAAAGCUACUGUCUGUUGGUAAAAAGAAAAUACUUCCACUGCUAGAGCUUCCUGUUAAGCAAGUGUGAUCUGCAAUGUUUUUCAACUUUUUUGCUAGCACUGUAUAAUAUUGCAUUCUUAGGCUACUGUGAAGUCUAUGUUUCUUGUACCAGAAAGUUGUCCUUUUACUUCUAGCUCCUUAUUCCCUAAUGUGUUUUGUAUGUGGUUAUACAAUUGUAGACUUUUGUGAUUUUGCCAAAGUUGUAGCUAAAUAUUUAUACACUUGUCUUGAAUUUUCCAGAUCCACUUAAAUAUUUAGUACAGAGUUUUAUUCCUUAUAAAAACAGUAAGGGGUAACUUACAUUGUAACACUUUCACAUAAACACUUGCGGUCACUAAGGGAAUUUUUUGUAACAUAUUCAUUAUAAAUAUUGUAUUUAUCUUCUCAAUUUUGUAAAUUGCUUUCAAUCAUUUAAUUUGAUCUUGUAUGUAUUGUUUGUCAUGGCCAGAUAUUGUGAUGCAGCACAGAGCGUAAAGCCAAGAACCAUUGCCCUCAUAAGAGUUUUUUAUUUGUUUUUGUUGUAACAAUAGAUUAAUUGCAAUUUCAUUUGUAUCUCAAAAUUACAUUUUGUUUGUCAAAAUAACUCAUUUCGUUCGUUUCAUUGUUUUGUUAUUUUGAGAAUAACAGACAAAAUUCAUUGUUUAUUUUUGUAUUAAUUUCUAAGUUAUGUAAAACAAAAAUACUUUUUUGGAAUAAUACUGUUUGUUGUAUAGUCAAAUAACUUGUUUGUGACACAUGGCUGUAAUGAUAAUAAUAGUAGAAAAUGUGCAUGUCCAGGAGCCCGCCCCCGGGGGUGAUUCAAUUUGUGGUUGUACAUUUUGUUUUGUAGAAUGUAAAAAGUCAUUUUUACCUGCUACCCCAUAUCAUUUAGCUCAGCUGUCUUAAACAGGGAACAAAACCACACAUCAAAACCAUCUAAUCUGGAAUUGAAACUAGACAUUAAAAAUCACUGUUGUUUAUUAUAAUCUGCCAGAAAAGCAAUUUUGAAGCCUGGGGAUGCGAUCAGCAGGAUGCAACAUUCUGGAACGUUCCAAUAGAAAUGCCGUGUACAGUGGAACAUGCACCAUGGACGCGUAGAGCAAGGAAUCACGUUGGCGCUGUUUGUGGCAUUUCAACCUGCAACGUUAAAGAACGUUUUCAUUCUGAACAUAGCCCUCGUAUCUCAACGUUUCUUAUGGUCUAAUGACAGCAUACCACACCACAAUGCCAAUCACAACUCCAUGAAGAUGAUAUAUGGUGUAAAAAGCACAAACAUUUUUUACUAAAAAUAAAAGAAGUAUUGUGACCCCUUCCUCUUUUGACUAUUUUGUCAUUUCAUGUUUUUUUUUGUUAGUAUUUGGCUUAACUCCCUCACAUCAGUGUGGAACAUCUGAAGAGAUGUUAAAAAAGGUAGAGAUUUUGUAAGAUAUGCUGUAUCUCGAGGCAGGAUAAAAAUGCUAAAUUGUACAUGGCAUUUUACAAUAACUCCAUAAAAUAUUGUAGCAUCAUACUGUAGCAGAAUUAAAUUGUCCAUCAUCUUCCUUCACGCUAUUGAUUUUCCUGGUUGUGCCAUAUCAACCGACAACACACAAAUGUUUCUACCAAGGAUUUCAUUUUUUAUAUUUUACUUUGCACUUAACACUUUGUAAAAAAAAAAGUUUAAAAAUCUCAUAUGUUACAUAGAGUGGAAGAAGGAUCAUCUUGGGGGGGGGGGAGAGAGAGAGGGAGGGACCAAAAAGGACUCUUCCCCUUUGACAAAUUGAAAGUUUUUCUUCUUUUCUGUGAGGAAGCACGACAUACGGCAGCUGUAGAAAGAAAUUGAUGAAUGUGCAAUGUAUUUGCUUUGUGAUGGCUCAACAAGGCUUGGCUAAGUGGGGAAGGCUGAGAAGUCACCUUGAAAGUAAAAAGGGAGACGCAAGGUUACAUUUAAAAACAUUUGUGAAUUUCAUCAUUUCUGCAAUUUGGUUCAUGUGUUUUUUUUUUGCUAAUCAGACCAUGCUUUCAUUGCUUUGUUGCCUUCAGUUUUGAGGAUCUCACUAAAUGGUCAACAGUUCUGUAAGGGAAGACUAUUAUUUGGUUUUGUGUAUUUUUUGUUUUGUUUUAUGUCCACAUUUUCACCUAUAACUGUAUAAAGAUGUUCAUUUUACACUAUAUUUAAUUAAAGUAUUUCUUGUCUGUGAACAAA
Molecule: messenger RNA, 5339 nt
Organism: Esox lucius (northern pike)
Lineage: Eukaryota; Metazoa; Chordata; Actinopteri; Esociformes; Esocidae
Gene: ebf3a
Product: EBF transcription factor 3a
Exons: 16
Coding region: 603-2393 (596 amino acids)
Biological process (GO): regulation of transcription by RNA polymerase II
Molecular function (GO): DNA-binding transcription factor activity, RNA polymerase II-specific; RNA polymerase II cis-regulatory region sequence-specific DNA binding
Source: RefSeq, a predicted model, not a curated record